Talaromyces amestolkiae is the source of this 624-nucleotide messenger RNA. RefSeq lists its product as uncharacterized. NCBI's taxonomy places the organism in Eukaryota, Fungi, Ascomycota, Eurotiomycetes, Eurotiales, Trichocomaceae. Gene Ontology annotation, biological process: regulation of DNA-templated transcription. Bases 1 to 624 code for a protein of 207 amino acids. The record is from RefSeq and is a predicted model, not a curated record. Gene Ontology annotation, molecular function: DNA-binding transcription factor activity. The transcript has a single exon.
AUGAUGGCUUCUCCACUUCCUGACAGCUUUUCUGCGUUUAUGACGACGUCCUCGGCUCCUGUGCCCCCGGGUACAGUGUCGCCAAAGGACUUGAUGUCGGGCCCUCCAUCAUCAUUCUCCACUGAGCUUGGCACUCCUCAGUCCGCCUUUGACUCGCCUGCAGACUUGUCCUUUGGUCACUUUACAUCACCCGUAUAUGUGGCCGAUGGCGAUCUUCCGGCCGACCACAAUGACUGGAGCUCUCUCUUCCCAGAUAGUCAUGAUAUGUCUGAAGAUUUCGACAUGACACUUGCCACUUUUGCGCAGGAGAAGACUAGCAAACCUCGUCCUUCUACUGUCAGUAUGUCGGCUGCUUCUCCGGAGUCUUACACUGAUGGAGAUGCUUCGUCGCCCAAGGCCAAGAACAAGCGCAAUCUUCCCGAUCCAAAGUUCGAUCCUACUGACCCGGUCGCGGUCAAGCGUGCGCGAAAUACGAUGGCCGCGCGUAAGUCUCGUCGACGCAAAUUAGAGAAGCAGGAGCAGUUGGAGGACCGGAUCCGAGACCUCGAGGCAAUGUUGGCCAAAUCUGAAAAGGAUGUCGAGUACUGGAAGGCUAUGGCUCAAACCUCCAUGACCGAUGCUUGA